Messenger RNA from Somion occarium, 2281 nucleotides. The record is from the annotation of a GenBank genome assembly. NCBI's taxonomy places the organism in Eukaryota, Fungi, Basidiomycota, Agaricomycetes, Polyporales, Cerrenaceae.
AGUGAUCUAUUUCGACAACCAUCUCGUUCUCUGCGAACUGCAAUAUCUCACUUAGAGAUACCUUUGAUAAGAAUCACGGUAUGGAAGCAAUUCAGAUUCAUCGUCGAAAGGUGGCUCGGCAAAGAAUGGACAUACAAGCAGAGAUCGACCAACAUCUUUUCUCUAUAUUGAACCUCCGGCGAGACAUGAACAAACUCUCUCCGAUCUACAUCCUUCCCUCAGAACUCCUCGCUGAGAUCUUCUUACUGCUGCAACCUUGUACGGACGCCGGGGCAGAAGCUACUCGACGUCCAGGUCCUUACACGUGGAUCCGAGUCACACAUGUCUGCCACCAUUUCAGACAGGUUGCGAGGGAGAACCCGAGGUUAUGGAGCUACAUCGAGCUCCCUCGCAAUAGCAACGUGCCAGUGUUCCAUAUGUUGGAACGCUCGAAGCAGGCACCAUUAGCAUUCAAGGCACACCUGGAAUGGCUGCAGCCUGAGGCUUAUGGCCGUCAGGCUCAGUCUAACAGUAUGAAAGUUGCGGUGAAUGCGGUUCUCGCACAAUUUCAUCGCGUUUUCAGCAUCCGUGUAUGUGCCCAUAACACGAUUAUGAAAUCGAUAAUCGAGAAGUUUGGGGGAUCGUUGCCUCUUCUCUACUCCAUCGUGCUCGAUAACUGUUCUUCCAGAAGUUUAGCUUCUCCACCUGCUUUCCCUUCUACCGGGGACCUCCCUCGCCUCGAGAGGGUUCAUCUUACCGGUUACCCGAUCUCGUCCAUUCGACAGUUCUUACGACGCGUUCCUAGGUUGAAGUAUCUGAAAAUCCCUCAAUUCACCGAUUCGGAUUCGAUGUCGGCGUUACUGGCCAUUUUGCAAAGUCUACCACUCCUUGAAUCCUUGAUAUUGAGCAGGGGCAUGCUUUCGACUAAAUUGGAUACAGCUCCAAUCGCACAGGCGACUUUGCCGAAACUCAGCUAUCUGAGUUUUGCGUUGAAAGAUACCCACUGCGCGAAGUUCCUCGAUUCCCUGAUAAUCCCUUCUAAUACUGCCAUGUCGAUAACCGUCGAUGCUGGUAUAUUCGACGUAGACAACGCUGCGGGCGCAGUGCUCUCAGUGGUCUCCAAGGUAAAGGGAGCCGGGAUUUCUGGGCCAUUGAUAUCCUUGGCUAGUGCCAGUAUUGACAUUCAACAAAAGAUACCAGUACUGGUUGUCAAAGCUUGGUCUCAGGGCGCUACUUUGUCCCUUGACGAAAAGGCGUGCACGUUUAGGAACACAUCUAACCCUCGUUUAACCAUCAUGGUACCGGACCACAUCCCUAUAGCAGAAAAGGUCCUCGACACACUGUGUCGCGAACGCCUUUUCUCCGAUGUUUCCACUCUCGCUAUCACUGGACUGGAUCGUACAUCUAGUGAGACUUGGAUCCAACGGUUGGAUCGUAUGCGCUGCGUAGAGAAGCUGACUGUAAACGAAUCGUCAUCGGGUACUCUCACAGGCAUCUUGGAGGCAGUCACGACGGAUGUUUUAGAUAAAUAUCCCCAGGUCGCAUUGCUUCCUAAUUUGACCAAUGUGCAUCUUCACUGCGGCGCCUUCCUUCAUCCGUUCUUACAUUACACCAGUGGCCCUCCUCCCCUUCGCGCUUCCUCAUUGCGAUAUGCAUUGCAGUGGCGUAUGGACAACGGUUAUAAACUUGGUCUACUACGCCUUUCCCAAACGCGCAACUUUUUAACUCCAGAUGAGUUGAAGCCGAUUGUCGGGGAGCUUCAGUGGACAAUUGAAGAGGCAAGGCAGGGCUAUCGGCAAAUGUCAUGAUGUAACCCCAUUCGAAACCUGACUUGAGUGGAAAUUCUCCAGGUGUUAUCGACAUGCGGUGUGCACCCACCCUUACAUACCACGAUGAAUGUAAGUGCCUCUCGUUCUUUUGAAGCCUUCCAAGGAACGGUAUCAUCUCCUUGACACGUGAAAUACGCGUCCGUCACAUAGAUAGAGGUGACACAUGUUCUUGAUGUACAUGAUGGAUCAGUCCUGAACACCGCUCAAAUUUCGAAAGCUAACUUGCUGAGGAAGUAAAUCGUUCUUUUCAUUAUUUUCCGCCAGUAAAAUGAGAUAGUCCGAUCCCCUUUCUUUGGAUCGGUUUUCAUCCCGGACACCCCAAACCGUUCACUAGAUAUGGUAAUGCGGUAGAAGGUGCAAGACAAUAUGUACAAACAAAAAGCGAUCAGCCCUCAACGCCUCACGCCUCAUUUGCCUUGUAUCAUACGCUCUUGCAUGUCGUUGUAGACUGAACGUUGAAACUCUUUGCUAUC